Molecule: messenger RNA, 2034 nt
Organism: Vigna umbellata (rice bean)
Lineage: Eukaryota; Viridiplantae; Streptophyta; Magnoliopsida; Fabales; Fabaceae
Product: carboxyl-terminal-processing peptidase 1, chloroplastic
Biological process (GO): proteolysis
Molecular function (GO): serine-type peptidase activity; endopeptidase activity; protein binding
Source: RefSeq, a predicted model, not a curated record
UUUGGUUCUGUGUUUUCGGGUCUUGGUUAGGAGAUGAGAGUGGGAUCCACCUAUGGAUCACGUAACGAGUGACUCUACAUGCAUUCUUGUAAACAAGUAAUGAGCUAAUUAAAGAGAAGAGAGCAACACGAACAAAUUUCACUAAGAGAAUGUGAGUGAAGAUGAGUGGCUAUCUCUGUCUCAAACUCUCGCCACCGCCAUCGCCAUCGCCGCCACCCCCUUCAACUCUCUCCAAACAUCAUCUUCCCCUCCGCAACACUCUCCUCGGCGCCGCCCUCUCCUUCGGCCUCCUCUUCUCCUUCCCCUCCGUCUCCGCACUCCAACUCCCUUCCCAACCGUGUCCUCACCGCCAGCCUCCGCAAGAGACGCUCCAAACCACUCCCGAGGUUGUCACCAACCAGGGCCUCGUCGAGGAAGCGUGGCAGAUUGUCAACGACACCUUCCUUGACACUGGUCGCCACCGGUGGUCUCAGGAUACGUGGCAGCUGAAGAGAGAAGCUAUUUUGAGCAAUUCCAUUCAGACGAGAUCGAAAGCGCACCAAAUCAUCAAACGAAUGCUCUCCAGUUUGGGCGAUCCUUAUACGCGCUUUCUCUCCCCUGAUGAGUUCUCCAAGAUGGCGAGGUAUGACAUGACUGGUGUUGGAAUAAACCUCAAGGAAGUUCCCGAUGAAAAUGGUAACCUCAGACUGGAAGUACUGGGAAUUAUAUUGGACGGUCCUGCUCAUUCUGCUGGUGUUAGACAGGGUGAUGAAAUAUUGGCUGUCAAUAACAUGGAGGUAAAGGGAAAAUCAGCAUUUGAAGUAUCAUCCCUGUUGCAAGGCCCUAGUGGAACAUCUGUGGCUAUUCAGGUCAAGCAUGGUUACUGUGGACCUGUUGAAUCAAUAGAAGUUCAACGGCAACUUGUUGCUCGUACACCAGUCUUUUAUCGGCUGGAACAAUUGGAUAGUGGUGGUACUCCUGUUGGGUACAUACGCCUCAAAGAGUUCAAUGCAUUGGCCAGAAAAGAUUUAGUCAUUGCAAUGAAGCGACUUCAAGACAUGGGUGCUUCAUAUUUCAUAUUGGAUCUUAGAGACAAUCUUGGUGGGCUAGUACAGGCUGGAAUUGAAAUUGCAAAGCUUUUCUUAAAUGAAGGAGACACGGUGAUCUACACUGUUGGAAGAGAUCCUCAGUUGCAGAAGGCUAUUGUUUCAGAUACUUCACCAUUGAUUCAAGCUCCUGUUGUUGUUUUAGUAAAUGACAAAACUGCCAGCGCAAGUGAAAUAGUUGCUUCUGCACUUCAUGAUAAUUGUAGAGCUGUUCUAGUUGGAAAACGGACAUACGGCAAGGGUUUAAUCCAAUCUGUAUUUGAGCUUGACGAUGGAUCUGGUGUGGUUAUCACUGUCGGGAAGUAUGUAACACCACAUCACAAGGACAUAAAUGGCAAUGGAAUAGAGCCUGACUUCCAGAAACUUCAAGCAUGGGAUGAUAUCAGCCAAUAUAUUAAAAAAUGCAGUAUGCCACAACAGGGAUAAAUCAGUUUCUUUGGUAUUCCAUGCAAUCUUUUGCUUUGGUUUAUCAUUUAAUUUGAAACUUUUGAAGAAUCUGCUUCUGGAAGUUGCCAUGUAUAUCUCAAGAGUUUCAGAUUAAUAUGGAUAUAUAUAUGCAUGAAAGAUCUACCUAGCCUUUUUGGCUACAUGGACAUUUAAUUUAACAUACAUUGGCUUAACACCCAAGAUUGGCUUGGAACAUUUGUAAGUGUUCCGUUCAAGAUGAAGCGUAUAGUGGAUUUGACAUGAGAAGAAAUGACGUAGGAAGCAUGCAAGAGUUUGCAUUAAAGCAGCCAGUGCAGCAUUGAAGUGACUUGGGUUUAAUACAUACUAACAAAGAGAAACUUUGUUAUCAAUUUCUAUAAAUCUUUUCAUACCAUGUUUCUAUUUUUGCCUUAACUCUCGAUAUUAAAUUGUAUCAGAAUCAAUUAGUGCAUGGAAAAUGCCAUUUCAUUGAUAAAGAAACUCAUUACAUAUUGACAAUGAUGAAAAUAGAAAUUGCGAAUUA